AUGGGGAACAACAUCAGCAAGGUCAGCCGAGAAGACAACGGCCCGGACCAGGGUAAAGAACAAGAUGCGAGCGCCAGGGACGACAGCUUUGCGCCGGCUUCUGGCAGGACGCCCACGCAAAGUAGCCUCCCACCACCGCCUGUAGAUCCGCCGAGGCCACCUCCGUGCCCCGAGGACGUUGAGGACUCGGAAGAAUUCACGGUGCCGUCGGGUAACUUUGACGACGAGCUCUAUUGCUGGGUACUAGUUUCGUGA
Molecule: messenger RNA, 255 nt
Organism: Neoarthrinium moseri
Lineage: Eukaryota; Fungi; Ascomycota; Sordariomycetes; Amphisphaeriales; Apiosporaceae
Exons: 1
Coding region: 1-255 (84 amino acids)
Source: RefSeq, a predicted model, not a curated record